Messenger RNA from Cyprinodon variegatus (sheepshead minnow), 1440 nucleotides. RefSeq names its product zinc finger protein 366-like. The coding region runs from base 219 to 941 and encodes 240 amino acids. The transcript is spliced from 3 exons. Lineage: Eukaryota; Metazoa; Chordata; Actinopteri; Cyprinodontiformes; Cyprinodontidae. The record is from RefSeq and is a predicted model, not a curated record.
UGGACAGUUUACAGUCCCUCUCUCCUCCUGAAGGAAAGGACCACCCUAAUAAAAAAGAAUGCAGAGGAAGGACAGCGCAGGAGUUGCCCUUCCCUGUUCUCCUCCUGGUCGUGUCUCAGGGUUGCUUCCCUUCUCUUUCUGCCUCUAAUUCUUUCUGAACUUUUCUGUUCGUGUGCUCCUGUUUUGGCAUCAGACUUUGUGGGAAAGAAUUUAACAGAAUGCACAACCUCAUGGGUCACAUGCAUCUUCACUCAGACAGCAAGCCCUUCAAAUGCCUCUACUGCCCAAGCAAGUUCACUUUAAAGGGGAACCUCACCAGACACAUGAAGGUUAAACAUGGAGUCAUGGACAGAGGACUGGAUGAAAGAUUGUUUCGUCAAAGAGGACGUCUCUGCCUAGCCACACCGAUGGGUCUCAUCUCCCACUUCAACCAAGAGGAACCGUUUGACCUCUCCCAGAAACCUCCAGGUUUGCCCAGCCUCCGUCUCUCGCAGUCUGAUGGUGAGAGCAUCCCAGGAAGCUCCUGUCAAGAGGAGGAUGAGGAGAGUUUGUACAGGAGGAGCCAGUAUAGUCCAGGAAUGGACCAGCAAGAGCCAUCAGACGGGGAUCAUUACAUUUCUGACCUGAAAAAGGAACAGAAUGCUCAGACUGAUAAACUUCGAACUGGCAAGACUCCCAAACUAAAGAAGUAUCAGGAAAGUUCAGAGGAGGAGUCUUAUGAAGGAGAAAAAAAAGCACAAGAGCAAUUUGAUACUACUCAUCGCCUCUUACAAUCAGAGUCAUCUAAUGAAUCUGAUGCAGAGGUAGAGCAGGUGUACACCUCUGAAAGAGUCCGCAUAGAGUCCUGUGACUAUGACACGAUUUCAGAAGAUGAGUGUGAGCAAAGCAAAAGAACCCUGGAAGGUAGUCAUGAGGCCAUGGAUGUAGCGGAGAAGAACUGAAAGAUGAUAGAGCUCAUGAAAUUAGAAAGUGAGGAAAGAAAGAAUAAAAGUACACUGGUCUUCAUCAAAUCAGAUUAAACCUUCCCUACUAAAAGUCAGACAGGAUUUCAAUAAUUCUAAUAAUUAUUCCAGAUUUGUAAUACACUUCAUCAUAAAAUAACAUUUUAGCUAAAUGGAUCUACUCCUGUUGGUGUGUUUUAACUGGUCAAUUCUUUGUGCAAUGAAUUAAAAAUAAUCAAGACAUCUCGAAGAGGAACGAUUUCAAGAUGCCUGAAGGUGCAUGGUUAUGUGUUCGAAAAUUAUCUGCAAGCACAACAAUGGCAAUGUCUAGCCGUCAGAUUUUUUCUUUUAAAUAGACUGGUAAAAGAUAAUGUUUUGUUAGAUUCUCAGUUUUACAACUGAAAGGGAACAUGGAUAUUUUGGUUUAAUGUGGAAUAAGGAAAAGAUGUUGAUAUAUAGAUCAGAGAACACACGUGGAUACUUAAAGCUGUGAAUUGUU